Fulvia fulva is the source of this 1275-nucleotide messenger RNA. RefSeq names its product Glycolipid 2-alpha-mannosyltransferase 1. Lineage: Eukaryota; Fungi; Ascomycota; Dothideomycetes; Mycosphaerellales; Mycosphaerellaceae. Gene Ontology annotation, molecular function: alpha-1,2-mannosyltransferase activity. Gene Ontology annotation, biological process: protein O-linked glycosylation; cell wall mannoprotein biosynthetic process; protein N-linked glycosylation. The record is from RefSeq and is a predicted model, not a curated record. The transcript is spliced from 2 exons. Gene Ontology annotation, cellular component: Golgi apparatus; membrane. The coding region runs from base 1 to 1275 and encodes 424 amino acids.
AUGAACAAGAAGCGCGAGAGUCUGCCGUAUAUCAACGUGGGCACAGGCCCGACGUCCAGAAUGGGCAUGCCCAAGCCAAUCCGCAUGCUCGCGGGAGCCACGAUGCUGCUGUUCGUCUUCUUGGUGUACCAGAUGAUGCGGAAUCCGAGUGUGAUGCAGCCGCCGGGGAGUCACGAGAAGACACAAGACAUGGUGAGGGAUCCGAACUUAGAUCCCACGGGUGAACCUCCCGAACCAUUACAUCGAGUGGACGGCAGCAACUACGAUCCCGACAACCCCAACUCUGCUCGCAUCAAUGCUACGCUACUAUCGCUGGUCCGAAAUAGCGAGCUCGAGCAAAUUGUGGGCAGCAUGCAGGAGCUGGAAGCGACGUGGAACCACAAAUUCAACUAUCCGUGGACCUUCUUCAACGACGAACCCUUCACCGAGGAGUUCAAAAAGGCCACACGAGCGAACACGAAAGCCGAAUGCAGAUACGAGCUGAUACCGAAAGAGCAUUGGGACAUCCCCUCGUGGAUCAACGACGACCUGAUGGCCGAGAGCGCAAAGAUCCUGGAAGAGAAGAAGAUACAGUACGCCAGCAUGAAGUCAUACCACCAGAUGUGCAGAUGGAACAGCGGCAUGUUCUACAGACACCCAGCGUUGAAGGACAUGCAGUACUACUGGCGCGUGGAGCCGCACGUCAACUUCUACUGCGAUGUCGACUACGAUGUGUUCAGAUACAUGCGCGACCACAACAAGACAUACGGCUUCACCAUCAACCUCUAUGAAGCGCCUGACUCAAUCCCGGGACUCUGGCCGGAAACGCUCAAGUUCCUGGCAAGUGACGACAACCAGAAGCUGCUGGCUCCCAACAAUGCCAUGUCCUGGCUGACUGACAAAGAGCGAAGACCAGAAAAGCAGGCGAACGGCUACAGCGGUUGCCACUUCUGGUCUAAUUUCGAGAUUGCUGACCUGAGCUUUUGGCGGUCGCCUGUGUAUGAGGCCUACUUCGAGCACUUGGACCGCGCAGGUGGGUUCUUCUACGAGCGCUGGGGUGAUGCACCAGUCCACUCCAUCGCAUUGGGACUCUUCGAGGACACCAACAAGAUCCACUGGUUCAAAGACAUCGGCUACCGGCAUAUACCUUUCUUCAAUUGUCCGAAUUCACCAAAGUGUAAGAAGUGCCAAGCCGGCAAGUUCUUCGACGGUGCGGACUUUUUAAAGAAGGAAGACUGCCGACCGAACUGGUUCAAGUACGUUGGCAACGAAUGGAGCACGAGCGCAGCAUCAUGA